AUCGUCAGCUUCGACUUCUACGCAAGAGAGCCGCAGCGCCCCGUGUGGCAGCCCGUGGUAUUGCUCCUGCCGGGCGGUGUAGGGGGAGGCGCUACGAUCGCUCCAGAGCAGGAGGAGGAGGAGGAGCUGCGGCGGCUGCUGCUGCUGUCGACUGAUCACAACAGAGCAGUGCGGUCCGAUAGGCGAGCUGAGCGGAGCCGAGUCGUACGGAGCAGGAGGCACCUGCGGGAAGACGAUUUGACUGGACCCGCUUCCCUGUCCGCAUCGCUCAUUUAGCCGUCGCUUUCAUUCUUUUUUAUUUAUUUUUAAAAUCGCGCCUUCCUGGUGGCGCCGAGCAGGGAAGCAGUCAGACAAUACGCUGUCUUUUUUUCCCCUUUUUUUUAUUUGGAAGAUGGUGACUCGGGUGGAGGAGCCCACGCGUGGGGUCGCCGAGGAGGCUCAGGGUGCGGCGGUGCACCCCAGCGGCCGUCCCUUCGUCUAGUAGCUCUGCUUUUACCUCAACGGGUGUCUUCUUUUCCCAUUUCUCAAUUUUUAUUUUAUCGCCCGUCUCGUGUUUUUUUCCCCAUUUCUGUCAUUUGUGGAUUGCAGUUUCCGAUUAUCUCGCCCUGCACCCAUGGGAGCCGAGAAGACGCCGUCUCCCCUGUGAAGUGUCCGCAGCCUAGCCCGUCACCCUAAGCCCUGCACUUUGGACGAUGCCGGCGGGCAUGAAGCCGCUCGAGAAGUUCCUGAAGAAGCAGACGUCGGCGCUGAGCCGUGCGGGCGGCUUCGGGGAGAAGGGACCUGCGGGUUCCCGGCGACGAUCCAGCGUGUCUCGCGUGCUGCCCUUUCUGCGGGACCUGUCCCCCGAGUCUGGCGCCCCCCGGGAGAUCUUCAGCCCCGAAGCCGAGGAGCCCCCCUGCUGGCCCCCCGCCGCGGCGGAUACCAGGAGCCCCUCGCUCUCCAGCGACGAGCAGAGCUCAGAGGGCUGCGUGGAGCCCCCCUGGGCACCGCUGCCCCCCGACACCCCCGAGAACGUCAUGCUGGCACUCCUGGACAGUGUAGCGGGCAGCCGGAGACAAGGAGGCGGCGGUGGCAGCGGCAGCAGUGGUGGAGGAGGCGGCGGCGGGAGCAGCGGUGGCGGCGGAGGAGGAGGCGGCAGCAGCAGCGGCGUCAGCAGCGCAGAAAUCCUCCUGGAUGACGUAAUGCUCACUCACCCCAUCUUCCUUCCCGCCGACAAGUUCCAGCAGGUCCUUCUCCAACAAUAUCCUUCCCAGAAUGUGAGUGCCAACAUCACAGUAGAGCGGGUGAGAACGGGCUCAGUGUUUUCCUUGAACACCGACUUCUCCACAUUCCGCGUGGACAAAAAGGAAGCCAACGGCUGGGGCGCGUGGGACAGCAGCGACAGGAAGAGGGCAGUGCUGAGCGUCACCUUCCGCUAUCUGGACAUGUACCGCGAGCUGCUGCAGGAGGAGGGCGAGCGUUCCCGGGCAUUUCCUAAGGAGCUGUAUGUGCUGGCAGCGCAGGAACUGAGCCGCUACCCUGAGCUGGUGGAGGAGGUCCUGAAGCUGCAGCGGUGGUCCGAGAUCAUGGAGGAACAGGUGGUGGAGGACAGUGACAGCAAGAAGAGGCAGGUGCGUCCACUGUUCCGGCACUUUCGCCGCAUCGAUGCCUGCCUACAGCCUCGCGAGGCCUUCCGAGGAUCCGACGAGAUCUUUUGCCGUGUUUAUACUCCGGACCACUCCUACGUGACGAUCCGCAGCCGACUGUCCUCCACCGUCGAGGAGAUCCUGGCCCAGGUGGCGGAGAAGCUGCAGUUUUCGGAGGAGCAGGACAGCCAGCAUGGCGCUCUGGUGUUGGUCGCAGUCACAUCGUCCGGAGAGAAAAUCAUGUUCCGGCCGAGUGACGACUCGGUGUUCACCACCCUGGGAGUCAACACCCACCUGUUUGCCUGCGAGCCUGCUGAACUGGACUCACUGCUUCCCCUGCCGGAAGAAGGGUACUGGACUCCGGGGGACAGUAAGUUGCACGACAUGAGUGCCGAGGAGGUGGCCGUUCAGCUGGUGGCCUUUGACUGGGAGCUCUUCAGCUGUGUACAUGAGGUGGAGUUCAUCCGCUACGUUUUCCGAGGUGAGGAAGCCCGCUGGCGGCCUCUCAACCUGGAGCUGGUGUUGCAGCGCUGCAGUGAGGUUCAGCACUGGGUCUGCACCGAGAUCCUUCAGUGCCAGUCGCUGCCCAAGAGAAUUCAGCUGCUCAGGAAGUUUGUCAAGAUCGCUGCCCUGUGUAAACAGCACCAAGAUUUGCUGACGUUCUUCUCCGUGGUGCUCGGACUGGGCAACCCAGCCAUCAGUCGCUUGAGGCUCACCUGGGAGGGGCUGCCCGGGAAGUUCAAGAAGCAGUUCCAGCAGUUUGAGAGCAUUGUGGACCCCUCUCGGAACCACAAGGCCUACCGGGAUUUGCUAUCCAGCCUGCGACCCCCUGCCAUUCCCUUCACCCCUCUGCUGCUCAAAGACCUGACGUUCCUGCAUGAAAGCAGCAAGACCUUCCAUGACGGCUUGGUCAACUUUGAGAAAAUGCACAAAGUGGCAGAAAUGGUGCGAACGAUCCGAAGAUACAGGAGCGUCCAGCCAAACCUGGACACGGAGUCGUCGCCGUCCCAUUUGCAGACGAAGGCCUACGUGCGACAGCUGCAGGUCAUCGACAACCAGAAUCUGCUGUUCACCAUGUCGUGCAAACUGGAGCCCAAAGACGCUUGAAUCACAUCAGGGUUCUCACUGGAGUAUUUAUUACCGUUAUUUCGGUUUGAGUUUAUUUGAUUUUGCUCUUUGCCUGUCUGUGAAUUGAAAACUAGACAGCUUUGUUUCCACAGGGUGGAAUUCCCCCAUAGAGCGGAACCCCCCCCCACACCUCUCAAGCCCCCCACGCCCCCCUAUCUCAACUGUGGUGGUCCCGCAUGUAUAAGGAGACCCCCAGAAGGCCCCCUUGUACAUUCGCCCGCACUUAGCAACCACCAUAGUGACCCAGUGGCUGGUGGGGGUUGUGGGGGGUGGUGGUGGUGGUUGGGGGUCCUUUAGGCCUUGUGGGGCAGUCUGUGUUAAUGCCAGUGUGCUUUUUGCUCUCUUCGUUGUUAGCCCCCCACACCCCCCCUGUAUUAUAGUCAUGUAAAUAUGUAAAUAAAAUCAAAGAUGGAGUCUUUAUUUUAUGUAUGAAAAGAUGGUAUAUAAAGUGAUUUUUGUAAAAUUACGUUUUGAUAACAAGUGGCUAAAAAUAUUGAAGAUGUAAAUAUUAAUGCUGUAAUAUGCUUGAAGUGGAUGCCUUUAAAUAUUCAACUGUUAUUGUUUUUGGUUUGUUUUUUUUUUUUUUUUAAUUUUGUUUACUGGUCAUUUUAGACAUUGAAGUGGGACAAUCAGUCGGACAUGAGGGCGGAGGAGGGCAGGCGGGUGGCUCACGGAGUUGGCGCCUCUUUACCUUUCAUUCAGAUCUCGGCCUCUUCCUCCUCCUCCACUCCGUCCACACGGGUUUUAAUAAAGACAAAAUGUCGAGUCCAAA
Erpetoichthys calabaricus (reedfish) is the source of this 3525-nucleotide messenger RNA. It is a transcript of the gene rapgefl1, whose product is annotated as Rap guanine nucleotide exchange factor (GEF)-like 1. Gene Ontology annotation, biological process: positive regulation of GTPase activity; Ras protein signal transduction. Gene Ontology annotation, cellular component: plasma membrane. The record is from RefSeq and is a predicted model, not a curated record. Gene Ontology annotation, molecular function: guanyl-nucleotide exchange factor activity. NCBI's taxonomy places the organism in Eukaryota, Metazoa, Chordata, Cladistia, Polypteriformes, Polypteridae. Bases 693 to 2732 code for a protein of 679 amino acids. The transcript has 15 exons.